Seriola aureovittata is the source of this 5645-nucleotide messenger RNA. It is a transcript of the gene plxdc2b, whose product is annotated as plexin domain containing 2b. NCBI's taxonomy places the organism in Eukaryota, Metazoa, Chordata, Actinopteri, Carangiformes, Carangidae. The coding region runs from base 673 to 2259 and encodes 528 amino acids. The record is from RefSeq and is a predicted model, not a curated record. The transcript is spliced from 16 exons.
CCACGGAUUGAGGCUACAAUGAAUCGCUAUCGGAAAUUGACGAGACGCGCUGGGGCUAGCUGGUUAGCGUGCUAACUCAAGUCGAAGAAAAGACGUGAUAGAGACUAGAAUUAAGAUUGUUGUUGCUUCCCACCACUGGAGACAGCUCUUGGCGAGUAAAGGAAUGAAGUUUGAGGCUGAAUUCGCGUUUCUUCUAGACUGGCAAACAAUGAGCCUACAUCAGCUCCAAACGCCUCCCUGCAUCUUUCCACAUCAUUCAAACGCCGCUCGUCUGACAAGGUGCAGGUAACAUCCCGAAGCAAAAUCUGACUGUCUCCCCGGCAGCUGGAGAAACGCUUUGUGUGUCUGGCUCUCCGGGUUCUUCUGCACACACGGAGCAUCAGCCGGAGGAGGAAGAGCCAUUGGCCCCGAGUAGUUGAUGACGGAGGGUGGAGACCUGUUAGGACGAGCGCGGUGACUCUCCAGGAGCGCGCAGAGUGGCGCACGCUGGAACAAAAACAGCUCAGUGCACCGAGUGCAGCGCAGGCAGGUUUCCGUUUUAAAAGCAGCAGGAGAGGCAGGAGAGUUACGAGAGUCCACGGGGGUAAGCGGUGUCUGUGCAUGAGAAAGACGGGACCCCUCUGUUAAAACGACCGGGAAAUCGAGAAGAGGAAUCAGCGGCGGAACUUGGAUAUGGCGGGCGUGAAGACGGUCGACCUGCUCGUUGGAGUUGUUUUAGUUUUGCAGUGUGUGGGGAAUGUCCGAGCCGAGAUCCCAGCCAGUAACGCGGUCUCUUACUCAUAUGCGGAGGGGCAGGCAGGAGAUGAGGACGCAGCAGUGGACGUGAAGCUCUACAGUCACCGGUGGAGGAGAUGGCUUCCCCCAAAACCUCGUAACAUGGACAGUAACAGGGCCAGUCAGGAGCAGGACCAGGAGCCCGAGCAGGAAGAGCCUGAUGGGUUCCCAGGGCUGCUCUCAGCAGAGGAAACAGACAACAGCUCCCAGAUAGAGGAGGAUACAGAUCACAACUACUACACAUCAAAAACAUAUGGGCCGUCAGAUCCAAUGAGCAAGGACUUGUGGGUAAAUAUUGACCAGAUGGACAAGGAAAAAGUGAAGAUCCAUGGCAUCCUCUCCAACACGCACAGACAAGCAGCGAGAGUUAAUCUGUCCUUCGAUUUCCCUUUUUAUGGACAUUUCCUGCGUGAAAUCACCGUGGCAACUGGUGGGUUCAUCUACACCGGUGACGUGGUCCAUCGGAUGCUAACAGCUACACAGUACAUCGCUCCCCUAAUGGCCAACUUUGACCCAAGUGUCUCCAGAAACUCUACUGUUAUCUACUUUGACAACGGUACUGCUCUGGUGGUGCAGUGGGACCACGUCCACCUACAGGAUAAUUACAACCUGGGGAGUUUCACCUUCCAGGCCACGCUGCACAACACUGGCAGGAUCGUCUUCGCAUACAAAGAGAUCCCUGUUGAGGUGUCACAGAUCAGCUCUGUCAAUCACCCUGUGAAGGUGGGCCUGUCUGAUGCCUUUGUGGUGGUCCACAAGAUCCAACAGAUACCCAACGUGAGGCGGAGGACAAUUUACGAAUACCACCGCGUGGAGCUGACGAAGACAAAGAUCACCAAUUCCACAGCCGUGGAAAUGAUGCCUUUACCCACCUGUCUCCAGUUCACCAGCUGCAGCACCUGCAUCUCCUCACAGAUCAACUUCAACUGUAGCUGGUGUCAUCGCCUCAACAGAUGUUCCAGUGGCUUUGACCGCCAUCGGCAGGAUUGGGUGGAUAACAGCUGCCCAGAUGAAACCAAGGACAAGAUGUGUGACAUCAUUGACACAACGUACCUCUAUCCCUUCACCACCACCGUUGUUGCCAAAACAACAUCCAGGAGCAAAGAGGCCACUGCGGGCAGGGACAUGCCCUCCACCUCCCACCCUCCCACCAGUGUCCCCACUGAAGAUGACACAAAGAUCGCUCUGCAUCUCAGAGACAACCAGGCAGACAGCACUGUGGGCAGGAUGCCAGGUACACACCCUCUACACACUGGUCUGAUCCUCGGUAUCCUGCUGGUGAUGCUCAUCAUGGUUGCCGGCGUGCUGGUCACCGUCUACAUCUACCACCACCCCACCUCUGCCGCCAGCCUCUUCCUCAUCGAGAGACGCCCGAGCAGGUGGCCAGCCAUGAAGUUCCGCCGGGGGUCAGGUCACCCAGCUUACGCGGAGGUGGAGCCGGUGGGCCAGGAGAAGGAGGGCUUCAUCGAGUCCGAGCAGUGCUGAGCGUCCCUGCGGCCCCGCCCCCCCUCCCCCCCCUCCGACCACCACCCCACACCUCCUGUGCCAGCCCUCCUCCCUCCUGCUCCACGGGGACUUCUCACCAGGGACCUCCAGGAUCUGCUGAUCAUCGGAGGAGCUCAGUGUACACAAUGACUCGUUAAAGACUGUCGUACCGGCCCAUUGAGUGCUAGAUGAGACUGGAUGCAGCGGCCGCCAUUAUGGGGAAGUGAGAAAACCCUGAAAAACGAUCCCAGACAAACGCAUUGUUCAGCUCCUGUUGGACAGGAACUGACCUGUCGGGGACAGAGGGAGGGGACAGCAUUGACGUCAUCGACUCAGUCACCAUUGGUUAAGAGUUUGUACGGCUGCUGUCAUGUUGCCAUGGAGGGAUUGUACAGCCUGACUGCCUAGACCGCUACUGGUGUGUCUGAGGGGGGAGCAGGGUGAAUUAUACAAUAUAUAUUUUCAGAAACAAUACAGAGUAUGUGAACAGAGAUUUCCACUUAAUUGUCGGUGGGGUUAUACAGUAUAGGCCUUUGUAUAUCCAUCAGGUUUUUUUUUUUUCUUCUUUUCUUCUUUUCUUUCAGUGUGUUGUUUUUCACAGGGGUUGGCACAUGUAUCUGUAUAGACCGUCGGUAUUGCUUUUCAAUACAAUAGCAGGCUUCAUUGACUUUUCCACAGCCCGCUCUGCACAGAGAGGCUGCGGCUGUGCGACAUGACGCGAGCUGAACUCCUGUCACUGCGAUCGAUCACACCUCGGAGUACAGCUCUGACCAUUCAGCGUUUUGUUGAAUUAUUAUUUGGCUGGUUUCAUUUUCUGAAAAUGAAGUGUGAUGUUUUUCUUUUUUUUUUCUGUUCACUGAGAAUAUAUCAGUGUUUUUGUGUUUAGUUUUUUGAGUGGGUGAUGGGCACACUCUAUCUUUCUCUCUAUCUUGAUUGGUUCUUUGAUUGAUUCCUUACGUCAUCGAUACCAUUUUAUUUGUUUUUUUAUUUUUGCUUUAUUUUAUUUUCUUCAUUACUGCCGUGCCAUUUUGUCCCUGACUAGGGUUUGCACUUUUUUUUUUUCUCCAUGCACAUUUUUUUUUCUUUCUCAUUUGACAUGUGGUACUGAUGCAAAAUUGCAAGACAGGCGCUUGUGAGUGUGAAUAUAUUUUCUAAAGUGUAAGUGAUUCCUGUGCGUGUGUGUGUGUGAAUGUGUGUGUGUGUGUGAAUGCAGAAGAGAGCAGUUUACAGUGGUGACUGGAUAUCCACCUGCUUUAUGGGUGCAUAUGUUUGAGCUGGCUCUGCACAGUUGAUUCUUAUUGAUUUGAAUCUGAGGUAUCUGGAUACAGUUUGUGUGAGCGAGAAAACACACUGGUCUAGUUGGAGUUUUUUUCUUGAUUUUACCGUGUGGUUUCCUUUUCCAGUAUGUCGCCAGCAUAACCAGUUCUGUGUCCAUGUUUAACAACUAUGAUUGACUCAUCCGUAUUAACACAUAAAUGUAUAUACCGAGGCCAAAACAUUUGCAGAUUCAGGUAACUCAUGGCAAACAUUUUUAGUAUAGCAGUAAUAGUACUGAAAAACUUUAUUUUUUAUGAGUGGCCUUUUUUUCUGUACUUUUUUACUUAAAUGUGAAUACUGUUCCAGUCAUUGCUGUCACCGAUCAAAACACAAGGCUUCUGACUGAGCAAAUUCAAACACUCAUUUCUACUGUUGAUUAUUAUUUCCUGACAAAAUCAUGUUUUUACACCAAUGAUUGUAGACGCAUUUUUUACAGACACUAUCAGUUUCCUGGAAUUCUACUGAAAAGUUAAACGUGCAAUAUUACACCCGUUCAGUUUGACACUGAAAAAGCACCUAGAUCCUUUUUUUUUUUUUUUUUCUAAUUCACACCUUGUCACCAUCACAUUGAGACCAAAGACUAAUCAGCAUCUGAGUGCGAUAUAUUUACCUCAGACUCCCCACAGCCUCCACACCUCAGUACUCAGCGCACCACCGUACAGAACAGACCAGUUAGUGGAGUGUGUAGUGGUUUGCUGGUUAACUUAUAGUGGUGCCAUUUAUGAUGUCGUUUCUCUAAACCCCGCCCCCAAACAGCGAUUGUCCAAUCAUAACUUUGGAGCGGAUCAUUAGUUAAAUACUGUAACACAACCUGUUGAAUCUUUAAAAGAUAAUUAACCUGCAUGUUUGAAAAAAGGUUGUUUGAGACUCCAACCAUCCAGAUGAAGAAUUAUUCUGUCUGCUGAAUUAUGAUUAAAAAAAAGAGUCUGGUUAGAAGAGUCUUUUAAUAUUCUGAAAAUACUGUCUAACUAAACCGAAUCUAACCCGAACAUAUGCUAAUACACAAGAUGUACAAACUGGGGUUAAUGUUUCCCAAGAGUUACGUUCCCCAGACCGGUUGGUUAAUCAGUCGUCCUCCUAAAAGUCGUUUCUCUUAUGUUAAAAGUGAAAUAGUUUAGAAAUCUCAUGUAUCAAUCUGAAUGAGAGCAUUUAAUCCUCUAAAUACACUCUCAUUAACACAACAGCUAUAACCUACACACCCCAAAGAUAAAGUACAAACACCAAAUUAGGGACUCACUGGCUGUUUUAAUGCCUCACACACACCCUCCUUCAUAACGCCCCUGAGGUCUGAUGUGGUCUCAUUGGUACCAACCCCAUUUUUAAACCCCACUUCAUGAGUCCUCCUAACUUCCUUCCACGAUUGUGUUUUAAAGGCAAACAGGAGAGAACAGGGAGGUUUAGUUUAACGCACCAGUGGCGUCUUCAUGCCUACAGAUGUUUGUUGUUUUUUUUUUUUGUUUUUUUUUUAAAAAUAUAUAUUGUUUGAUCUAUCCCUGUGGAGAAAAGCUCUUUGCAAUUGCUUGGGACAUCUGCUUGUUGCACACUGCCACCUGAAACUGCAAGUGUUUUUAUAACCACUCUCCAAACGCAGUCAGAGAAAGUGGCUGACGGUCGGAUUCUUCUGCAAAAGCUGAAAAUGCUCUGAGCAUAUAAACAGGAGGUUUGUCCGGCAGCCAAACCUUCACUUGCUUCACUGGACUUGACUAAUUGCUUUCACUCCCACUUUCUUAACAUGUUGUUUGAGAUGAUGAUGAUGAUGAUGAUGAUGAUGAUGAUGAAGCAGCAUGGUGGUGUUGUUGGGAUGGGUAACUGCUGUGUGCUGUUCUUUAUUCUCUGACUUAUGAAUUGGAUUGGAUGGCGGUAGCCAGAGCUCAAUGUAAAGAGCUCAAUGUAAAGAAACGAGACGUGGACUUUUCUUUCAGCUGUGACCUUGUUUUUAUGUUAUCAUGACACUCCAUAGCACACAAUAAGACUCAAAAUCACACAGUAUCAUGGCUGUCUGUAAUUUCUGUAACUACUGUUGUUUUGAUUACAUUUGAAAUAAUAAACAAUGUUAUUAAAAACACUCA